Sorex fumeus (smoky shrew) is the source of this 2095-nucleotide messenger RNA. Its product is annotated as solute carrier family 22 member 10-like. Gene Ontology annotation, molecular function: transmembrane transporter activity. The transcript has 10 exons. Gene Ontology annotation, cellular component: membrane. The coding region runs from base 139 to 1797 and encodes 552 amino acids. Lineage: Eukaryota; Metazoa; Chordata; Mammalia; Eulipotyphla; Soricidae. The record is from RefSeq and is a predicted model, not a curated record. Gene Ontology annotation, biological process: transmembrane transport.
UAGUCAGAUCUUGAUUUGACUUGUGUUGAGUCACACAGAUUUAACGUGAAGUCAUAUUAUGAAAGGAAACUUUCUACCAGUGAGUUUAUUUUCAUAAAGGCAUUGUGAAGACUCCUAAGGAUCAACUGUUCAUACACAAUGGGUUUUGAGGAACUCCUAAAUCAAGUUGGUAACUUCGGUAAAUUUCAUAUCCGUCAGAUGGCUCUAAUUUUUUUCAUUUCUAUGGCAAUUGCCUCUCACAUAGUAUUAGAGAACUUCACUGCAGCCACCCCAGGGCACCGCUGUUGGGUCCACAUCAUCGACGACGACACUCUGUCUAUUAACAACACCACGGUCCUCAAUCAAGAUGCCCUCCUCAGAAUCUCCAUCCCACUGGACUCCAACCUGAGACCAGAGAAGUGUCGUCGUUUUGUCCAUCCCCAGUGGCAUCUCCUUCAUUUCAAUGAGACCUUUCUCAAUAUGAGUGAGCCAGACACAGAGCCUUGCGUGGACGGCUGGGUGUAUGACCGAAACAACUUCCCCUCAACCAUUGUGACUGAGUGGAACCUAGUAUGUGAUAAUAAAGCAAAGAAACCAAUGGCUCAAUUCUUGUUUUUGACGGGAAUGCUCAUUGGAAGCUUUAUAAUUUCUCCUCUUUCAGAUUGGCUUGGGAGAAAGUUUGUUCUCAGAUGCUGUUUACUUACGUUUUCCCUCUGUGGAAUCGGUGCUGCCUUUGCUCCCAACUUCAUCAUUUACUGCUCACUGCGCUUCUUGAUGGGCUGUACAGCUACAUCCAUCAUAAUAAAUAGCUCCAUGCUCGUUACAGAAUGGUCAAGACCCCAAUCAAAACCCUUGGCAGUAUUAGUACUGUCCUGUGCCUUUAGUAGUGGAAAUAUCCUCCUAGGAGGACUGGCCUAUGUUUUUCAAGAAUGGCGCACUCUGAUGCUCACAUUGUGUGUGCCUCACUUAGUCUUCUUCCUCACCUCAAGAUGGAUAAUAGAAUCUGCUCGGUGGCUGAUUAUCACCAAUAAACCAGAUAAAGGCUUAAAAGCACUUAAAAGAGUAGCACGUAUAAAUGGUCUGAAGAAUGCUGGGGAAACUCUGAACAUAGAGGUCGUGAGUGUCACCAUGCAGCAGGCCCUGGAGGAAGCACAGAAAAAAAAAACAGUCUUUGACUUGGUCCGCACACCAAACAUGCGUAAGAGGAUCUGCCUCAUAGCCUUUGUGAGAUCUUCUGCCAUCUUAUCAUAUUAUGGCAUUAUAGUCAAUCUACAGCACUUUGGGAACAACAUUUUCCUGUUCCAGACACUAUUUGGAAUUAUCAGUACCUCCGCUCGAUUUCUUGGAUUUUUUGUAGUGCGUAAAACAGGCCAUCGAUCAAACCAAAUGUUUCUCUAUUUCCUGGUGGGAAUUUUCAUUUUUACCACCAGUCUUGUGCCACAAGAAAUGCAGGUUCUCCGUGUGACUUUAGCGUGUGUAGCACUAAGUUUAAUUAGUGUUGCUUUUAAUGAAUAUGGAGUCCACUUCGUUGAACUCACCCCUACUGUCCUCAGGGCAAGAGCUUCCAUGGUAGACUCAGUAUCUUCUCGGUGUGGAGCAGCACUCGCUCCCAUCUUGAUGACCCUAGAGAUGCAUCUUCCCAUUUUGCCCUGGAUCUUCUAUAGCAUCGCUCCUAUCCUUUCUGCUUUUCUUCUUUUCUUCUUACCUGAAACCAAAGAUAUGCCUUUGCCUGACACCAUCGAGGAUGUGGAAAAGAACCACAAAAAAUCAAGAAAAGAAAAUGCAAAAGAGUCCUGCAUGAAAGUGACAAAAUUUUAAGAUCUCAUCAAAUAACUGGUGAGGAAAAUAAAAAUCUGAGAGAACAAAACAGGAUUUUCCCCAUUGUUGUUUACCUACAAAUUAGCAAGAAAUAUAUGAGAAUGCAUCACAUUUAAAAGUAUGGCUUUGGGUUGCAAUUAAAUAAUUCUUGGGAACAUGUAAUUCUAUGAACAAUACUAUUGCAAAGUAGUUGAAAAGACGAAGCAAAUAAUAUGAAAUAAAUCUUCAUGGUGGUGGGAUUGGUGUUGGAACAUUGUAUGACCAAAACAACUCUAUUAUGAACAACUUUGUAAAUCAC